AUGGAACGAGUCAGAUUGACAAUAAGAGAUUAUGAUCAGUUUAGACUAUAUUAUGAUAACUUGCUGUGUUUUGAGAAGUAUGUAAAUGCUCCAAACAUCGAUGCCAGAGAAAUAAAGGAAAAUUUGGAACGAAGAGUGCUUGGGAAAGUAGCAGUUCUGCAGAAGGUAGCUAAUGAAACAUCUGAUGCCAGUCAAAUUGCCAAUAGCUUGAUUAGUAUGAAAUCUAUUUCCAACAAUAUACCGGCUUUUAAGGAAACGAUAGAUGAAGAUAUAGAUGAAAUAUUACAGACUUACAGGAAGAAAUGUGGCGAUGGAUUAGUCUUAGCAACGUUAGCUGUACUUUUGGAAAACGAUACUAGUGGUGUAGGUCUUAUCAUCAUUUCAGAACAUAAAUGUUUUAAAGGUCAUGCAAUAUCUAUGUUUAAUAGAGAUACUCAACAGUAUGGUAUAGAUUAUGUUCUAGAUAAAUUGAAGGGUGAUGACGUUGAUCGUGAUAGACUGCAUAAACGGUAUGAUGAAUUUAAUUCUAUGUAUGAAGAAUUAAUUAAAAAUUAUAGUGUAAAACUGGAUGAGAAUAAAACUGAGAUUAAUCUUGAUCCAUUAGUUACAGAGAUAAGUCUUCAUGUAGGGCAACUUAAACAUAAAUCUGAUGGCAUUACCUGGAAUGCUUCUGUGAGAAAUAAAAUUCCAAAUUUGGUAGCUCAGAUUUUUGCUUUAUGGACUCUCAAAAAUACUCAGUAUUAUAAUGAGAUGAGAGGAGUUACAAAUAGACGUACCUAUUUAUUACAACCUCAUCCUGCUCAAGUCAUUUCCAUCUUCCGUAUUCUUGGUAUUGGUUAUAAAGUACCGACAGAAGUAAUGGGAGUUGCUAUACCAGGAGUGUCGAGAAAUGGAGAUGAGCUGAUGAAUAAUUUAGUACAGAUUGGUACAGGUGAAGGUAAAUCAGUGACCCUAGCUGUUACUGCUUCUAUUUUCGCUCUAUUAGGUAUUGAUGUGAGGUGUGCAUGCUAUAGUGAAUACUUAAGUAAAAGAGAUUAUCAAGAAUUUCUGCCAAUCUUUAUUGCACUAGGUGUGAAUGAUCAUAUUCACUAUGGUACUUUUAACAAGUUGUGUGAAGAUAUUAUCAAUGAAAACGGUGAUAUCCGUAAUCGAGUUAUAAACUUGAUUGUUAAUGGUGAUAACCCUAUAUUAAGUAAGGAAGUGUCCAAUCAGCAUCCCAAAAUAUUGUUAGUAGAUGAAGUUGAUGUUUUUUUUAACCAAGAUUUUUAUGGCAGUGUUUAUACACCAUUAGCACAGUUAAAAGAUCCAACUAUUAUGGCAUUAACUGAUCAUAUUUGGAAAAGAAGAGAUGCGGCAUUAACACUAGUAGGAAUGAAAAUGACUCUUGAAUAUCGAUCAUGUUGUACUAAGUUUAAAGGAUGGGAAUUUCUCAUUGAAGAAGCAGUUAAAGAUAUGUUAGCUGAUGUAAAGAGUUUCAAAUCUCAUGAUUAUCUAGUUAGUGAGGAUAAAAUUGCUUACAAAGAGCAAGAUGGUAUAUCAUACAAUAUGGUCUAUGGCUAUAAGACACUUUUUGCCUAUUACUACGAGCAUGAACAAGGAAAAAUAAGUAAAAGUAGUUUAGAAGAAAACAUAAGUAUUGGAAUUCAUUGUGGAAGCUUUUCGUAUGCUGAAACACCUCUUCGUUUUCAUCGCAUCAUGGGAGUUACAGGAACAUUAGAGACCUUGAGUAUUCCAGAAAGAGAUAUUGUAGAAAAAAUAUAUCAUAUUCAAAAAAGUACCUAUAUGCCAUCAGUAUUUGGUGCUAAUAAUCGCCAUUUUGCAAAAGAUGUGGACACUCUUAUUGAAGAUACAAGUUUUUACUUUAAGAGAAUUGUAACACAAAUUAAUAAUAUGAUAAAUGUACAAAGAGCUGUUUUAGUCUUUUUUGAAUCUAGAAGUAAAUUGAAUGAAUUCUAUCAUUCAGAUUCUCUAGCUCCAAUAAAAGAUAAGGUUCUUAUCAUAACAGAAGAAAUAUCAUCUAAAGAUAAAGAAAUGUUUGUUAAACGUGCAACAACGUCAGGUCAAGUCACAUUGCUAACAAGAGAAUUUGGACGAGGAACUGAUUUUGUUUGUAAUGAUCAGACGUGUGGUGAAAAGGGUGGUGUUCAUGUGAUUCAGACAUUUCUCUCUGAAGAAUUAUCUGAAGAAACUCAGAUCAUGGGUAGAACAGCACGACAAGGAAAACAAGGAUCCUAUAGUAUAGUCAUUCUAGAUAAAGAUUUAGAAAAAUUUCUGAUAUCUGAAGCUGAUGUUAAACGCAUGAAUGAAAGUGGAAUAAAGUAUGAAACAUUAAAUCAGAAGCGAAAUGAUUUCUUUAAAGAACAGUAUGUAAACAGUAGCAAGUAUGUCGAAGGAGCCAAAAAGGAACAUAAUGAAGGUCAAAAAUUUGUAGAAAGUCUCAAUCAGAGUAAGAUACAAGAUAUUAAAGCAUUUUUGGGAGAACGCAAUAGAGGAGCAGGUGGUAAUAGUCAGUCAAGAACUAUUUGUUUAAUGGAUGCAACAGGCUCAAUGAGUCAUUUAUUACAUAAAGCUAAAAAUACAGUUGGAACUAUGUUUGAACGUGCUUCUGUUGUUUUGAAAGAAAAUGGAAUUCCUCCAGAUUGUUUUCAAAUGCAAUUCGUUGUAUAUCGAAAUUAUAAUAGUAAAGAAGAUGAGAUCUUGCAAACUUCUCCUUGGGAAACGAAAGCAGAUAAUUUGCGUGCUUUUAUGGAUAGGAUUUCUGCUAAAGGCGGGUGGAGUCAUCAAACUGAAGAAGCUAUUGAGAUUGGUUUCUCGCAUGCAAAUGAAGAAAAUAAAAAAGAAAACAUUUCCCAAGUAAUAUUAAUAGGUGAUGCUGCUGCAAAUACAAAGGAACAAGUAAGAAAAGGUAGAGAGAAUAAAAUUCAUGGUGGUGAAAAGUACUGGGAAACUACCAAAUUUAAGGAACCAACUUUUUAUGCAAAUGAGUUAGAAAAGUUGAAAAACAAAACGAGCAAAAAAAUUCCAGUUCAUGCAUUCUUUGUACAUAAGCAAGCAAAACGAGACUUUCAAGAAAUUGCAACACAAACUGGAGGAAGGUGCGAAGAAUUAGAUAUUAAUUCUCCAAAAGGCGCUCAGAGGUUGACAGAUUUAGUGACUGAAGAGGUUUUAAGAAAUGUUGGUAGUUCAAUUGGAGGGAAUGAAGGAAGAGGGAAUGCUCUUGUUGAAGCGUACAGAAAGAAAUUUGGAAAGGGUUACAAAGCGUAG
This is a messenger RNA of Didymodactylos carnosus, 3264 nucleotides long. NCBI's taxonomy places the organism in Eukaryota, Metazoa, Rotifera, Eurotatoria, Philodinida, Philodinidae. The record is from the annotation of a GenBank genome assembly.